Messenger RNA from Mesorhabditis spiculigera, 429 nucleotides. The record is from the annotation of a GenBank genome assembly. NCBI's taxonomy places the organism in Eukaryota, Metazoa, Nematoda, Chromadorea, Rhabditida, Rhabditidae.
AUGGUCGACAAGAAUCUGCCAUGGUUCCGGAAGCUCCUAGAACACACGCUGCCCGGUGGUGAUGGUAACCCGGCACCUUCUGAUGAGCUAAAGGGCGCCUCCAUGUACGAACGUCUGAAGUCAAUAAACCCUCGCCAAACGAUCGGCACCGUGUUGGUGCUGUGCGGCUGGAAGCUGUACUUCUCCAUCUACCACCCCAUGCACACGGCGCCCAAUAAGAAACACUUUUUGGGCUUCGAGGACGACGGCGAGGAGGCCAGCGACUAUUCUGACGAGGAGCUCGACAACAACGAGGCCGUCAACCGGCGCAAGUCGUUCACCAACGUCAACUUGCAAAACGUGCUCAACGGGUUCGGCAACUGGAUGGAUCGGUUAUUGGAAGGCUCUAUCCGCCGCUACUACAUCCCGGAAUGGCCGGAUAAUCUGAAG